Messenger RNA from Ochotona curzoniae (black-lipped pika), 1380 nucleotides. Its product is annotated as guanine nucleotide-binding protein G(olf) subunit alpha. Gene Ontology annotation, molecular function: GTP binding; GTPase activity; G-protein beta/gamma-subunit complex binding. Bases 1 to 1380 code for a protein of 459 amino acids. Gene Ontology annotation, biological process: adenylate cyclase-modulating G protein-coupled receptor signaling pathway. The record is from RefSeq and is a predicted model, not a curated record. Gene Ontology annotation, cellular component: heterotrimeric G-protein complex. The transcript is spliced from 12 exons. NCBI's taxonomy places the organism in Eukaryota, Metazoa, Chordata, Mammalia, Lagomorpha, Ochotonidae.
AUGGGUCUGUGCUACAGCCUGCGGCCGCUGCUCUUCGGCGGUCCCGAGGACGCGCCCGGCGGCGCUCCGGAGCCGCCCGCGGACGAGGCACGGUGCACGGCCGCGGACGAGGCACGGUGCACCGCGGCCCCGGUGCUGACCCUGGUCCCGGCCGGCUCCGGGGCGCGGGCGGCGGGGCACCCCGCGGCCGGCGGCGGGAACCCGGCGCGCGCCUGGCCCAAGGCGGCCCCGCAGAAGGAGAAGCGGCGGCGCGGGGACCUACAGAGCGCCGAGGAGCGAGAGGCUGCGCGGGAGGCGAAGAAAGUGAGCCGGGGGAUCGACCGCAUGCUGCGAGAGCAGAAGCGAGACCUGCAACAGACGCACAGGCUGCUGCUACUGGGGGCCGGUGAGUCCGGAAAAAGCACCAUUGUCAAGCAGAUGAGGAUCCUGCACGUGAACGGCUUCAAUCCAGAGGAAAAAAAGCAGAAAAUUCUGGACAUUCGGAAAAAUGUUAAGGAUGCUAUUGUGACCAUAGUGUCGGCAAUGAGUACCAUAAUACCUCCAGUUCCGCUGGCCAACCCUGAAAACCAGUUUCGCUCAGACUACAUCAAGAGCAUCGCCCCCAUCACUGAUUUUGAAUAUUCCCAGGAGUUCUUCGAUCACGUGAAGAAACUCUGGGACGAUGAGGGCGUGAAGGCGUGCUUUGAGAGGUCCAACGAGUACCAGCUGAUCGACUGCGCACAAUACUUCCUGGAACGGAUCGACAGCGUCAGUCUGGUUGACUACACACCCACGGACCAGGACCUCCUCAGAUGCAGAGUUCUAACCUCGGGGAUCUUCGAGACACGAUUCCAAGUGGACAAAGUGAACUUUCACAUGUUUGAUGUCGGUGGCCAGCGGGAUGAGAGGAGAAAAUGGAUCCAGUGCUUCAAUGAUGUCACCGCCAUCAUUUACGUGGCCGCCUGUAGCAGCUACAACAUGGUCAUCCGGGAGGACAACAACACCAACAGGCUGAGGGAGUCCCUGGACCUUUUUGAAAGCAUCUGGAACAACAGGUGGUUACGGACCAUUUCUAUCAUCUUAUUCUUGAACAAACAGGAUAUGCUGGCAGAGAAAGUCUUGGCAGGGAAGUCAAAAAUUGAAGACUACUUCCCAGAGUAUGCAAAUUAUACUGUUCCCGAAGAUGCAACACCGGAUGCAGGAGAAGACCCCAAAGUGACAAGAGCCAAGUUCUUCAUCCGAGAUCUCUUCUUGAGAAUCAGCACGGCCACGGGUGACGGCAAACACUACUGCUACCCUCACUUCACCUGUGCCGUGGACACGGAGAACAUCCGCAGGGUGUUCAACGACUGCCGCGACAUCAUCCAACGGAUGCACCUUAAGCAGUACGAACUCCUGUGA